Ipomoea nil (Japanese morning glory) is the source of this 2995-nucleotide messenger RNA. RefSeq names its product putative late blight resistance protein homolog R1B-16. Gene Ontology annotation, biological process: defense response to other organism. Lineage: Eukaryota; Viridiplantae; Streptophyta; Magnoliopsida; Solanales; Convolvulaceae. The transcript is spliced from 4 exons. The coding region runs from base 406 to 2811 and encodes 801 amino acids. Gene Ontology annotation, molecular function: ADP binding. The record is from RefSeq and is a predicted model, not a curated record.
AAACCAUAUAUGCUGUCUUCCACCCAAAAUCAAUCUCUCAUCAUAUAUUAGCAUUUCAAUUCUCCCGUAAUUAUCUGCAGCAAUCUCUUUUCAUAUUUUCAUAUAAACCACUCUGAUCUCUUCUUCUACCAAAUGCUCUCUCUUCUCUGAUCUCCAUUUCCUAGCUUCCUCAACUCUUUUUCUACUUUAAUUAAGAAAUCUGCAGAUUUCUUAAAGAUAUAUAUUGGAUAGUGGCUCUAAAAUUCAUUUCUCUGCCCAUUCAUUUACAGAUCAGAUCAGAGGCAAAUUAUAAUCUUUAACAAGUUAGUUCUUUCAAUUAACUCAAAGUACGUGUUCAUCUCGAGAGAUCGUCAAGGUUUUCCAUAUAUAUAUAUUAAGACAUAAUACAAGCUUUUCGAGAUCAAAAUGAUGCCAAACAUCUCUAAUCCAGAUAAUGAUAUAGUUGUGGGUUUCAAGAAGGAAGAAGAAACUAUCAUAGAAUAUCUUUUUCAUGGGUCAGACGAGAGAGAAGUUAUUUUAAUUACUGGCAUGGGUGGAUUGGGGAAGACAACUUUGGCCAAGAGAGUGUAUGAGAAGAAAAAUGUAGCCAACUUUUUUGACGAGUGUGCAUGGUGUACUGUUUCUCAAGAAUAUGAUUGCAAGGGAUUGUUGAACAAAAUAUAUGGUCAAGUAUGUGGUAGUGAGAUAAAGAUGGGCAGUAGUGUAUCGGAAGAGCUUCGCAAAAGUUUGAUGGGAAAGAGAUACCUCAUAGUGUUGGAUGAUAUUUGGAGUCCAGAAGCAUGGGAAGAGUUGAAUAGAGUUUUUCCCUCAUGUGACAAUGGAAGUAGAAUUGUCUUAACAAGCAGAGAAGAAAAUGUGGUUUCUGAUGCCAAACAUAUUCAUCUUCCAUUCUUCAGUACUGAUGAGAGCUGGGAAUUAUUGCAAGUGAAGUUAUUUAAAGGGAAGGGAUGUCCUAAAGAGCUUGAAAAUGUUGGAAGAGAAAUAUCUAAAAAAUGUGGGGGAUUACCUUUGACAGUUGGUUUGAUAGCGGGUCUUCUUGAAAAAGAUAAAAAUAGUGAGAAAAAGUGGCGUAAAUUUCUUCUUACUUUAAACUCACAUGUUACAUUUGGAGACGGAAUACAAAGCAAUGAUGCGAUAGAGCUUAGUUACAGGUAUUUAUCAGAUCAUUUGAAACCAUGCUUACUUUACUUUGCUGCAUUCCUAGAGGAUGAAAAAAUUAAAGUUUCGAAACUAAUAGAACUAUGGAUAUCUGAAGGAUUUAUCAUAGGAAUGACAGAGAAAGAGAGAGUAGAAGAUGAGGCAGAGGAUUACUUAAACCAUCUGGUUAGUAGUAACCUAAUUAUGGUGUCUGGAGAGAAUUAUGAUGGUCGCAUCAUAUCAUGCACAGUUCAUGAUUUGGUACGUGACUUUUGCUUAACAAAAGCUAGAGAGGAAAUUUCCAUGGAGAUAAUUAAUAUGGAAAAGAAGUGGGAUCCAACUCUGAAUUUUAUCCCACAUCGAAUGUGUUUUCAUAUGCAUUCGACAUCCGAUAAUGCUUCUAAAUUGGUACCACGGAAUUCUUCUAUUCACACAGUUUUGGUUUUCCAUCAUCAUUAUUCACCCUUUUAUAAUGCCUCAUGGAUUGCUAAAAAAUUUGAACAUCUCACAAUCUUGGAUUUAGAGGCCAUCCGUGUGUACCAAUCAUUUUUGUCUGAAGUUAGCUCACUAACUCAUCUAAGGUAUCUAGCUCUCGAAGUAGAUGUACAUCAAAAUGAUGAUGCAAAUGAUGUCUCACCAUUAUUACUACAGAAUCUUAAGUGUCUCAUAACAUUAAAGUUGCGAUCAAAUAAGGUGCAUUUCCCAAUUUUUUUGGGGAAUAUGAGUACAUUGAGACAUAUGGUUAUUACUGGUGGUGUCAGUUGCAAUAAGUCUUGUAUGGAGAAAUCAAGAUCAGUUAUGAUUGAAGCAAUUCCUGCUUGUUCAAAAGAAUUGCAAACUUGGGAAUCGCGAUGUCCUCUCACUCCAAUGCAUGAAGAUUUAUUGAGAAAGCUUCCAUGUCUCAAAGUAUUGAGGUGUGGUGUCUCAAGUUCUGAUGGCUUUCCUGAAAUUGACUUUCUCCAUCAUCUUGAAACUCUUGAGUUAUCAAGUAAUUAUGAAAGUUUUCCACUCAGCAAGUUUCCAUCAAGUAUUAAGAAAAUACAUUUGCAUUUUAUUACUCUUUCGGUGUCUGCAAUUUCAACAAUUGCACAACUUCCAAAUCUUGGGAGUCUAAUACUACUUGGUUGCAAGUUUGAGGAGAGCUUAAUAUGGAUUCUGGAGGAGGAAACCAAAUUCCCCAAACUCAAAAUCCUCCAAUUAGUUUUACUUGAUAUUGGAAUUUGGAAUAUUAGCAAUGUUGCUGAGUCCUUUCCUUGCCUUGAGCAAUUAGAUUUGGGAUAUUGUCGGAACUUACUACUGAUGCCUUCUAGUUUUGAUGAUGUUAUAACAUUGAAAAAGAUCUUCGUGACCAAUUGCAAUCACAAUGUUGAUAGUUGGGCGAAGAACAUUGAGGAAUCUGCACGGGAUAUAGGAAACGAGCAACUCAAUGUCGAGAUAAUCAAGGCAUCUAGUAUCAAUUCUGAGCAUGAGGCAAUAUAUGAUAGUCCUGAUUCCAACUCUGAGCAUGAGUCAAUAUAUGAUAGUUCUGAUUCCAACUCUGAGCAUGAGUCCAACUUUGUGAAUGAGGCUUGGAAUAAAUUCAAAUUAGUUGUACAUGCCGGGAUGAGGAAAUUUGAUGACAUGUGCGCUAAAAUAAAAAGAGGAGAAAGAAGGAGAAAGAGAGCAGGAGUAUGACCGAAGUGAUGCAUAGAGUAAUCAAAACUUGAUAUUACUUUUAUAUUUUGAAUUUGAAUAAUAUUAUUAAUAUUUUUCUACUGUAACUAUUUUCUUUAUAUUUACUCUGUACACGCAUUCUAUUCGAAUAUAAUACUUAGAAUCCUUGAAAUAUUUGAGUGUAUAAAGCAAAAUUUUAAAUGUA